Messenger RNA from Arabidopsis lyrata subsp. lyrata, 647 nucleotides. Its product is annotated as putative glutaredoxin-C12. The transcript has a single exon. The record is from RefSeq and is a predicted model, not a curated record. The coding region runs from base 226 to 537 and encodes 103 amino acids. NCBI's taxonomy places the organism in Eukaryota, Viridiplantae, Streptophyta, Magnoliopsida, Brassicales, Brassicaceae.
GACAAAUGUCAAGGGUAUGUGAUGCUGCUGCCUGUCGCAGACCGAAAGCGACCAAACUUAUCUUUUUGAUUACACACCAAAAUAUUUAAUUGAUCGCGUUAUUCAUUAUCCGAAAAUAUAUCUCAAAUCCAGCACAUGCGGGGCUAUAAAUAAUAGUUUGAUCGAUCGGCUUGUUCGUCAUCAUUACACUCAAGGCUUCGAAUUAACAUCUCUUCGUCUUUAUCGAUGGAACGAGUAAGAGAUUUGGCAUCGAAGAAGGCGGCAGUGAUAUUCACGAAGAGCUCGUGUUGCAUGUGUCAUAGCAUUAAGACCCUCUUCUACGAGCUCGGGGCAAGUCCUGCGAUCCAUGAGCUUGACAAGGACCCACAAGGCCGUGACAUGGAACGGGCCCUCUUCCGGGUAUUUGGGUCCAACCCUGCUGUCCCAGCGGUUUUCGUAGGAGGGAGGUACGUCGGCUCAGCUAAAGACGUCAUCUCCUUCCACGUGGAUGGCUCUCUCAAGCAGAUGUUAAAGGACUCUAAAGCCAUAUGGUUGUGAGUUGUGACUAGUCAUCAUGCUUCUUACUAUAAUUAAUUCGCCACUAAUUCAUAUUAAUUAUGUCAUUUAUUUUCGUGAAUGAUAUAUUAUAAUUUACAUAUAUUUAUCUA